CCUCCCUCCCCGUUCUUCUCUCCUCCCUGGCAUUUUCCAUUGCUGGACAUCCUCUCUCACUGCCUUGCAACAGAAGGGACUCCUUCCUAUUUAAGUUACUUCUUCGAUCGGAUAAAUAAAUCGACCCUCUGAGUCAACAUGCCUCACGCCUAUCCAUUCCUGACUGCUGAGCAGAAGAAAGAGCUCAAUGAUAUUGCCCAGAGGAUCGUGGCGCCUGGGAAGGGAAUUCUUGCUGCUGAUGAAUCUACAGGCAGCGUGGCCAAGCGCUUCCAGAGCAUCAAUGCUGAGAACACUGAGGAAAACAGGAGGCUGUACCGCCAGCUCCUCUUCACGGCUGACGACCGCGUGAAGUCUUGCAUCGGCGGCGUCAUCUUCUUCCACGAAACGCUCUACCAGAAGACCGACGCGGGCAAACUUUUCCCUGAGUUGAUCAAGGAGAGGGGCAUGGUGGUGGGCAUUAAGGUGGACAAGGGUGUGGUGCCCCUCGCUGGAACCAAUGGCGAGACCACCACCCAGGGUCUGGAUGGGCUGUAUGAGCGUUGUGCCCAGUACAAGAAGGAUGGUGCUGACUUUGCUAAGUGGCGCUGUGUGUUAAAGAUUACCCCUACCACACCGUCUAACCUGGCCAUCAUGGAGAACGCCAAUGUUCUGGCCCGCUAUGCCAGCAUCUGUCAGAUGCAUGGCAUUGUGCCCAUCGUUGAGCCUGAGAUCCUUCCUGACGGUGACCAUGACCUGCAGCGGUGCCAGUAUGUGACUGAGAAGGUGUUGGCAGCAGUCUAUAAGGCCUUGUCUGACCACCAUGUCUAUCUGGAGGGCACACUGCUCAAGCCCAACAUGGUGACCGCUGGACACUCCUGCACUAAGAAGUACAGUGCUCAGGAUAUUGCCAUGGCAACUGUCACUGCCCUGCGCCGCACUGUGCCCCCUGCUGUGCCAGGCAUUACCUUCCUGUCAGGAGGCCAGAGCGAGGAGGAAGCUACCAUCAAUCUGAAUGCCAUGAACCGGUGUCCUCUGCACCGGCCCUGGGCCCUCACUUUCUCCUAUGGCCGCGCCCUGCAGGCUUCUGCAUUGAAGGCCUGGGGUGGUAUGAAGGAGAACGGAAAGGCCUGCCAGGAGGAGUACAUCAAGAGGGCAGUGAACAACAGCCAGGCAGCUCUUGGCAAGUAUGUGUCCUCCGGAGACAAGGGCGCUGCUGCUGGGGAUUCACUCUUUGUGGCCAACCAUUCCUACUAACUCUGGCUCUGCCCCUCCAAACCACACUUCACAUUCCCAAUCAGAAACAGAGUCCAGAUGUUAAGAUUUUCCUAUCCCACUGCAUGGGCAUAGUCAUGUCCCUCCACCCAAUUUAACUUUUGACAAGUCACGGUUAUUUUAUUGUCUAGUUUGAAUGUUCUCUGUCACUUUUUAUUUGCAUUUGAGCACCUAAAUUCCUCCUAACGAGAAAGAAAGACCCCUCCAUGUGUCUCCUUGUCACUUUCUGCCAUUCCCUUAAAUGUUCAUGCUAUAUGUAAGCCCCCCCCCCAGAUGCAUUGUGAUUCUGUGGUGUCAUUUUAUGACUCCUGAAGUACAUGUGCCUUCAUCUCUCGACUGAACCAAGAGCAGGAGGAAAACCCUCUAGAGUAUAUUAUUGUAAAUGUAUGGUAGCCUAUGACAUUAGGUACACUGGAAACAAAAUAAAAUUAUUCGAUUCACAGUCA
Molecule: messenger RNA, 1697 nt
Organism: Lampris incognitus (smalleye Pacific opah)
Lineage: Eukaryota; Metazoa; Chordata; Actinopteri; Lampriformes; Lampridae
Gene: aldoaa
Product: aldolase a, fructose-bisphosphate, a
Exons: 8
Coding region: 139-1233 (364 amino acids)
Biological process (GO): glycolytic process; fructose 1,6-bisphosphate metabolic process
Cellular component (GO): cytosol
Molecular function (GO): fructose-bisphosphate aldolase activity
Source: RefSeq, a predicted model, not a curated record